Messenger RNA from Guyanagaster necrorhizus, 3157 nucleotides. RefSeq names its product heme peroxidase. The transcript is spliced from 21 exons. Bases 110 to 3157 code for a protein of 1015 amino acids. Lineage: Eukaryota; Fungi; Basidiomycota; Agaricomycetes; Agaricales; Physalacriaceae. The record is from RefSeq and is a predicted model, not a curated record. Gene Ontology annotation, molecular function: oxidoreductase activity, acting on paired donors, with incorporation or reduction of molecular oxygen; heme binding; peroxidase activity. Gene Ontology annotation, biological process: response to oxidative stress.
GACAGCCGUCAGUGGGCGCUUCUUAUGAGACUACAAAAGGCAGCUUCUCUUCUCCCUUCUGUCCUGCCCUUCCCUUUAUCCUUACCAUCAGCUCUAACUGACCUGGACAAUGCUAGGCUCCAUUGAAGAUGCAGUCAAGAAGCUCGAGAGCUAUGUCGAGGAUCCCUUGGUCAAGCCCUCAGAUCUCAAAGCCUAUCUCGACGCGGCCGUCCAUACUGAGAGUCUCAACGACCGGUAUCUUCUGCUUGAGAAGCUCAUUGUAUUGAUGUCGCGUUUGAGCGAGUCUAAAGAGUCGACGCUUCAGCACCUGUCGGGGACCAUACAGGAUUUCCUAAUUGAUACUUUAUACAAGGACCUACCUCAUCCGCCCAGCAGCUAUCUUGGCAGCACUCCUACGCACCUUGCGGCACCUUCUCAAGUCACCACCACCCCAAAUUAUGUUGCUCGAUCUGCGGACGGUUCCAACUACAACAUCCUCUUCCCUGCAAUGGGAAAGGCUGGCGUACCCUAUGCUCGCUCCGUUCCAGCUUUGCGCAACAUUCCCGCUUCCAGCCUCCCUGAUCCCAACCUUGUAUUCGACACAUUAUUGCGUCGUGAUGAGUUCAAGGAUCAUCCCGGCGGCAUCUCCAGUCUAUUUUUCGCCUUUGCCGACCUCGUGAUUCAUAGCUGUUUCAACACAGACUCCAACGACUGGGAUAUCAACAAAUCAAGUAGCUAUCUCGAUCUUAGCAUCCUUUAUGGAUCUUCGGAAGCAGAAGUCGACAGAGUCCGAAGGAAAGACGGUACAGGACGACUGUGGGAGGAUGUGUUUGCCGACAGCAGGUUGCUUUUGAUGCCAGCGGCCUCGUGCGCCCUUCUGGUUCUGUUGUGUCGAAACCAUAACUAUAUCGCCGAGAAAAUUCUUGCCAUUAAUGAGCAUGAAACCUACGCCCAAACCUUCACGGACGAAGCUAGCCGAAUCGCUCAGGACGAUGAAAUCUUCGCUCGCACCCGUCUUGUCAACUGUGGCUACUUCAUGCAAAUAAUUCUCGGUGAUUACGUAGGUGCCAUCCUUGGACUGGUUCGGGAUGGACAUUCCUGGCGUUUGGAUCCUCUCAAGGAAAUUCGCCGGUCCGACCAUACUUUCUCGCCGCGCGGAGAAGGCAAUGUUGUAUCGGUUGAAUUCAACCUCCUCUAUCGAUGGCACGCUACUCUCUCCCAGAAUGACACCCAAUGGCUGCAGAAUACAUUUCGUCAGUUGUUCAAGAGCCAAGGGACGGCAGAGGUUACUACUCAAGAGUUCCAUACAAUAGUCAGACAGGCUCUGAAGCCUCCUGAUGACAUCAGACAAUGGACCUUCCAUGGCCUCUUGCGGGGGAGCGAUGGGCAAUUCAAGGACGAGGAUCUCGCUAAGCUUCUUCAGGAUGCGACAUCGAACCGAGCGGGCGCCUUCAAAGCCCGCGGUAUUCCCGAAGCGUUCAGAGUCGUUGAGGUAAUGGGGAUUAAGCAAGCGCGUAGCUGGGGAACUUGUUCGUUGAAUGAAUUCAGAAAGUUCAUAGGACUCAAACCAUACACCAGCUUCCUGGAAUGGAACCCUGAUAAAGACAUUGCCGAUACUGCUGCAUCUCUAUAUGGAAACAUCGAAAACCUUGAGCUGCACGUCGGUCUCCAAGCCGAGCAAGCUAAAGAGCCGGGCCCAGGCGCCGGAUUGUGCCCUGGAUACACAAUUUCGCGUGCCAUCCUUGCAGAUGCGGUAUGUCUCACUCGUGGAGACCGUUUCCUGACCGUCGACUUUACCCCAUUCAACCUCACCGCGUUCGGUUAUCAAGACUGCCAAUUUGACAAGGAAGACGGUUCUUAUGGCGGUCUUCUUACCAAGCUCCUCUUCCGCACCUUACCUAACCAUUAUACACCUCGUUCUGCUUAUGCACACUUUCCCUUCUUGGAUCCAACGUAUAUGAGGUCGAAUUCAUGUAUCGCACCCCAGGUGAUAGCCAAAUAUGACUGGAACCGUCACCCUGCGACAGCGACAGUCGCAGUGAACACUUAUGAUGACGUAAAGGCCAUCCUUGGGAUUCCGAACAUUGAAAGCGAGAAACGAUUGCAAGAGUUGAUGACGGGGCAUGUACCGAACAGAUCUUUGAUCUCAAAAUAUAUCACUGCGGACGGAUGGACGUCAUACUUCGCCCUGACCACUGCAAGCCUCAUCAAAAAGAAGUGUUUCGGUCAAAAGAAAAAGAACAUCGAUAUUGUGCGAGAUGUGAUUAACGUUCUUCCAGUCAAAUGGAUAUGUCAAGAACUCGCGGGCUUACCACUUGCAGCUACUAGCUCUGAUGACACCUUCACGGCGUCGCAGUACUAUGACAUGUUCGCUACCGUUGCGCAAUACCUCUAUGUCAACUUUGAUCCUUCGAACGAUUGGCACCUUCGUGAAAGUUCAACAACUACUUACAAGCACUUCUUCGACAAGGUUAAAGGACACCUCGAUGCUUUUUCCUCCUGGUUCGCGUCUUCCUCUCGCACCAGCUCUGAUCCCGAAAACCACGCUCAGCUCUUCCUGAAAUCCGUAUACAAAGCCGAACACAACCUCACGGACGGCAGCCCUGGACACAGCGCGUCUGCUUUGGCCGCCUCCCUAUUUUGCGAGCUCGUGCCUACAGCGGCACACUUUUCUCAGGCAAUUGCGCACGUGGUUAACUAUUACCUUGACGUGGAAAAACAGCUGCAUAGGGAGGAUCUAGUAAAAAAUGCCGGGCUGAAGAGUAAAGCUGGAGAUGCGAAGGUCAUGCAGUAUGUCCGCGAAGCAUUGGGUGCGGACCCACCAUUGUCCCACACGAGCCGUCUCACGCAGCGCACCUUGCUGCUCAGUAGCAAUGCUAACGUUAGCUCCGGCACCAAGGUGUAUGCAAGCAUCAUUGAUGCAAACAGAACUCGUACAGCCGGUGCUUAUCCUAUCCUCGGACUUCCCGAUUACGGCCUUCUUUCAGGACCAUUCUUUGAUGCAGUGGUACCACGAAUCCUGUACGAAAUCCUGUCGCUUCCCGGUGUCGCUCUUACGGGGAAAUUCAACCGAUUCAUCGACAUGCAGCAGGGCUGCACAACCCAGAUGUAUUUGAGUGCGAAUGGCAAGAUCAUUCCUUGGCCGGAUUCUUUGACCAUCCAGGUUCGUGUUCAGUGA